Messenger RNA from Corticium candelabrum, 3011 nucleotides. RefSeq lists its product as uncharacterized. The transcript is spliced from 12 exons. Gene Ontology annotation, molecular function: protein binding; ubiquitin-protein transferase activity. The coding region runs from base 67 to 2754 and encodes 895 amino acids. Gene Ontology annotation, cellular component: BRCA1-A complex; BRCA1-BARD1 complex. The record is from RefSeq and is a predicted model, not a curated record. Gene Ontology annotation, biological process: protein K6-linked ubiquitination; signal transduction. Lineage: Eukaryota; Metazoa; Porifera; Homoscleromorpha; Homosclerophorida; Plakinidae.
CGUACUUUUGUAUUAUGGGACACGUUGCCUAGUUUUACUACACGUAGCUGUACACGUAGCACGCUCAUGGCGACUACGUGUAGAAUCGGUUUGAACUUACCUGUUCGUCAGUUUCCGGAGCGUGCAUUUGACGCUCUCAGAGGACAUCUGGACAAAGAGGACGAAACAGGAAAAUGUGAUUGGCGAACUCUCGUUACGAAGCUGCAAUUGAACGAAGAACAAAUUGAAAGCGUCAGAACAUCGGAAAAUAAAUCGAAGAGGGCCCUUUUUUUCUGGCAACAGAACGAAUCAGUUGAAGAUCGAAAUGGUCGCGAAUUGGUCAGAGUGCUGUAUGACAUGGGACGGAGAGACUGUGCCAGAGAAAUUGAGCGAUUUCUAGGGCAGAGGUACAAACCAGAAUCAUGGCAAUAUGAGGAUAUACUGGAGGCUGCUCGUGUGGGAGAUGUCAAUGAGCUAGCAGAGCUUAUUGGGGAUAAGACGGGUUCUGAACUGGAACAGAAGUUCUCUGACAUGUAUCAAUCACCGCUACACUCUGCUGCAUUUUAUGGUCACUUACCUGCAAUCAAGUUUCUGGUUGAGAAAGGCUUUGAUGUUUUCAGAAAGAAUCAUGAGCAGAAGACACCUCAUGAGAAAGCAGUCGAUUUAGAAGUACUGUCAUUUCUACAAGAACAGGAAUUAAAAUUGGCCAACCCAGAAAUAUCAUACUCUGUUGAAACAAGUCUCCUCGACAGAGCAGCAGCAACAGGUGACAUCCAAACAAUAAAGCAUUUGUUGGAGAACAACUCUCCUGUUGAUCAAGCUGCACCUGCAGGCUCUAUUAUUGGUUGGACACCUCUACAUUCUGCUUCUAAGAACGGCCACUUGCAAGCAGUUAAGCUUCUUGUGCAAAAUGGAGCAGACAUACUUAAACUUGAUCAGGACGGUUACUCUGCUGAAGAUCUUGCAAGAAUUACAGAGCAUACUGAUGUGGGAUACUUUCUCAGGCAGAAACGUGAAUGGUUGGAACAGAACAGACGUGGAGUGCACAAAGAACUGAGAGAAAAGCUGUUAGGAACGAGCAUUACUGUCUAUCAGGAAGACAAUGAAAAAGGCCCCGAAGAGUAUCUAAUUGAGACUCUGGACUUGCAUGAGAUUGUAGAUGGUAUUGCAAAGCUUUUGGGUUCUCCUGUGAAGUGUUUGAAAAACAAGACUAAUAGAGCAGUAGUCAGCGAAGUGAAAGAUUUACUCUUUGCAACUGAUGUACUUGCUGAUACUCAUGAUGCAGAGCAAGAGCUUUCUCAACUUGAACCAAUGGAAGCAGGAGCAGACGGUAAUUACAAUGUGUACGUCCAGCACAUGGAAACAUAUUGGUCUCACUCACUCAAAAAGCUGUCAUUCACUCUUGAUGAAGCAUAUGAGGAUGUCUUGGGUCGUGCUAAACACCUUCUUGGAAAGCCCACAGAGUGUUUUUACACUUCUGAGAAAUUGUCACGGAUUCGAAACAGUGCAGUUUUAGCAACCAAGAACAGAGUAAUUGCUGCCAGAUUAAAGUACAAACUCAAAGAGCAACCUGGAGUUCUGGAGCCUCAAGUUUUAGGUCAACUUGUUAGCAAAGAAUUUACAAACGAAGGAGGUUCACUGUUCAGUUUUCGCCAUGGUGUUCUGUUAACUGUACCUCCUGGUAGUGUGAGAGACACGGACAGGGUCAGGAUUACUAUCAAAGUGCAGCAAUCAAGCAUGAAAAUGGAUCUUGGACGUGAAUGGGGUAGACUGUUACCGAUUGGUCACCCAGUUUUGGUGCAAACAGAACCACGCCGCUACAAGUUCAGUAAACCAGUCAAAUUACGUAUUCCACAUUGUGGUGUUUAUGAGCCAAAUAAGGAGGAUGGUGGAAUUUCAGUGAUGACAGCUGGCCUGCUUGAAGAAAAGCACCCAACAGUCUUUCAAAGAAUGGCAUCAGAUCAACUUAAGGCUUCUGACAACUAUGUGCUGCUCCAUUCUCUGCAGUUAUCAUGGUUUUGGGUGUUCACAGAAAGCAGUGUUUAUAGUCGUCAAUGUGCAGUUUCACUAUAUUCGCCAUCUGACACAGAAGCCAGAGAAAACCAAGAAUUUGACUUGAAGUUGGCUAUCUAUCCUAAUUUGCAUUUUUUUGCAACAUGUGCUGCCAAACAAAUCAACAAAGAAGAUCCAGAAGCUGGAUGUGUUCCUCGGUAUCAGCUAAAGGCAAGGAAGAGAAUUGUUGUUUCAUCCAGAGGCAACAUCACAGCUGCAUUUUGCAGUAACCUAAGCGAUGAAUGGAGGAUACGGCCCAAUACUCAGAUUAUGAAUUUUGAUGAUGUGUGGGAAUCACUGUUCUUAUGCAAACAGAACCAACCAAUCUACACAGUUGGUUCAGCCUGGCUAGGUCAAGCAGAUAAAAACAAACUUUCAUUUGAUGUGAAAGUCACUUUGAAUGGUGAAGACCAGUCUGUUUGUCCCAGUCAGGUAAACGUGUUCAUUGACUUACCUGGCAAUGGAUUUGCAAAGAAUAUUGCAUAUCCUCCCCAUCUUAGUGAAGAUUUAAUUGUCAAACAGCUUGAUGCUGAGUGUGGAGGGGUUGAUGAAGGUGGUUGGCGUGCACUUGCUGAAGAUCUUGGAGUUUUUCUGAAUGAGUUGGAUAAUUCUGGAAAACAGAUCGACCAGCCAACACGCACUAUUUUACAAAAGUUCAAGGAACGCCAAGGAGAUUUACAAGAGCUGAUAGAUGCCUUGAUACAUCUUGGACUGGAAUUCUAAGUGUGUAGCAGGGUAACAGCGUUUUUGAAAGGACACUGCUAAUGCUGCUGCUUCUGUUGUUGCUUUACUCUGCUUCUGCUGCUGCUGCUGCUCUUAUGUUGUUGCUGGCAAUGGGGUUUUUACUUCCGUGGUUUAUGGACUGGACUUGUUUUGUUAAACACAUAUGUUGUCGGUUUUACUAUAUAUGCUUACUAAUUUGCUAAUGUGCCUGAAGUUUUUUAAAAUUAAAUCGUUUAUCUUCUCUGUUUGCUCAGAAA